Messenger RNA from Onychostoma macrolepis, 697 nucleotides. RefSeq lists its product as uncharacterized. The record is from RefSeq and is a predicted model, not a curated record. The transcript has 3 exons. NCBI's taxonomy places the organism in Eukaryota, Metazoa, Chordata, Actinopteri, Cypriniformes, Cyprinidae. Bases 1 to 612 code for a protein of 203 amino acids.
AUGUGUCAGCGUAUGAGAGAGGUUUUCGCUGUACCACAGAGGAUCCUCCUGCUCUGCCUGCUUCAUUUCUGCACUUGUGCAGCCGCUGAGACUGUGGACCCCAAAACUCUCAUGAGUAUUGUAAAGAACUUCGAGAAACAGUUGGGUAACAUGGGACAAUACGCUGUCGCGUUCAGAGUCGAGAAGCACCGAUGUCUUAAAGGUUCUGACUAUCCUAGCAAGGAGUUACUAACUAAAGUGAAAGAAAAACUUCAGAGCAAUGAGGUUUACGUGAGCGAUGACCUCAUCGCAGCAAAGCGAAAUGGAAAUGAACAUUCAGAGUUUCGCCUGAAAAAUCAUCUGAAGAACAUCUUAAAGGAUGAAGAUGAGUGUGUGGGGUUUUUCACUGUAAACUCACCCUGUUUGAAAACAUGCCUAGCAGAAUCUGGGCCAUACAGCGUUAAAGACAGUCUUGUACUGUUAGAAAAAUAUGUGGGAAUUAAAGCAUUUGCAUUCAAAAAAAUUUGGCAACAUGAUAAAGAGGAGGAGGUGGUAAAAAGAUUGAAGGAAAUUGCAAAUGAUUUGCCAUAUUAUCAGUGUGAGAGAAACAAAGCUAAAUGUGAUUGCCUGUAAGAAGAGCAAUGCCUGACAGUUUUAUUUUGCUGAGGAUUUUUUUCUGUUUUAAUUGCGGUAAACAUUAAAACUGGCAAAUAAAAUC